AUGGAAGUGAAAGGGAUAGACCCAAUGGUCCUUUUCGAACUGAAGGAUCUGGUACGAUCACUUAAGAUAGAUAACUUGAAACUACAAGCUCAAGUGAAGAUAGAGCAUGGGAGGUUUGCUACUUACCUUGACGAGUUCGCGAAAGGUGUUGAUUACUUGCUAUAUCAGAAGAAGAAGCAAGAAUUUGAAAAGGCCAAUAGUCUUAAUGAUCAUUUUAUUAUUUUACAGGAGCUUUUUGAGCAAGUGCAAGAAAAUUCCUGAGAAAAAGUCGUUAGUUUAUUAGAAAAGGCCCAGAAAGAGAUCGAUAAUAUGAAAACAGAGCUUACUCUUUCAAAAAUGAACCCUGAAUCAGUUGAUGCUUACCUAUUUCUCAAUCAUGAGGUCAUGACCAAUCGUGAGCAAGACAUGGGCCCAGGAAGACAAGCUCUAAAUAACCUUAAAGAAGCUUUUGAAAAUGGUGAAGAGGAUACUAAAAUGAGAACUCUCAAAGAAAUCGAAGAACUUAUCUACAAUAUGAUCAACAAUCCUUCUCACUCCAAGGAAGACACUAUAAAUCUUAGUGUAGAAGCAGGAGCUAGUUACCAGUCCCUAUCCGAUAAGAUUCGAGAGAUGAUCCGUCAUGACAGAGGCUUCAGUAUUCUCAAUAGUACAAACUCCAAUGGGAUUCCUUCACCUAUUAGGGAAUCUGAAUCCUUCAAGAAACUUAUUGAGUAUAAAGAGAAUACUGAAAACUCAGAUUUCAAUAGUGGCAAGGUAAAAUAAAAUAGAAUUCUCUGAUACCAUGAACAAGGAUAACGAUAAGAAGAAGAACAAGAAGAAUGACAAGAUCAAGGGAGAGGCCAACUUCACCCAUUCCUCUAUCGAUAGGAUGGUCUUUGAAGAGACAGAUAAAUAUAACAGACAGGUUAGGGACUUUGGAGAUAGCAUCUCUGAGACCGUCAAGAUUAACAACAGCAAGCCCGAGUUCGAAGAAUCCAAACAAAAUUCUCAGGGAGAAGAUGCUAUUGAACCAAGUUUUGAAAAUCCUAAGGAAUUAAUUGAGGAAAUGAACAGGUACAGCCUCAGGUCUUCUAUUGACGAGAAAUUCUAUAACAUGGGUGAGGACAAGGAAGCCUACAAGCAAGAUCUGAAGAUUCCAUCUGUGAACACUUCUCUGAUGGAUUAUCCAAACCCGAGGUUCCAAAACCCAAGACAUAUAAUUGAGAACAGUAACAUUCAGCAGCAGGAUUCAGGGUCUCAUCAUAAGGAAAAUUCAAAUUUAAAAAUGAAGAAGGACAUAAGAAAACAGAUGAAAAAGGCAACUAAGAAGGAAUUUGACAGGGAAGAUGAAAGCAAUAAGGGUCUCAAUCAGGAAGAGAUUGACAGAAAUUCUACUAUCAAGAAGGCUGAGCUCAAAGAUGCCAUCAAGAACGGCAAGAAAGAAAAUAACCAGCAAGAGACAGGCAAGCAUUCAUCGAAUGAAUUCAGCAAGAAUGAGGACUAUAAAAUGCAAAGUUUGGAGGAGCGCAAUAAGAACAGCAGGUUUAACUUUGAUGGAAAGAAGCCCACUGAGGGUAAAACCUUUAAUUAUUCUGUCCUUUCCAGAUCAAAAUCAGGCGAUGCCAAAUUUGAAUCAAGCUCCAAGAACGAAAGUUGUUCUUUAUUGAACAAAGAAAGUAUGAACACUAAUCAAGGAGGUAAUAUUUAUUAUGACAAAGGCAAGGAGAUUGACCGCUCCAAGCAAGUCCUAAUCGAAGAGAUUGAGAUCCCUCUUGAGGAGCAAAACGAACUUAAGGCAAAUGAGCAUAAGAAGACCGAGAAGUACUCACUUGUGGAGAAGAAGAAAGUCAUUGAAAGCGAAAAGAGAAAAUCCUCAAAAUCAGUUCUUCAAAAGAACAAGUAUGUUGAGGAUAAGGUAUAUCAAAAAUAUGCCACUGAGCAUGAUAAUGGCAGACACCAGAAGAGCCAGAAGUCUGACAGAAAACCUACCGAGGAAAGUGUUUAUGAGGAAGAGGUAUUAGAGAAAAAGAGAAAACAGAGCGAUCUCAUUAUUAAGAAGGGUAAAGUCUUCAACAUCGGACAGAAUGGACAGAACAAAAGCAUCUCUCCAACAAAGAGUGCGAAUAAGCAAUCUGAUGGGAAUCAUUCUUCAUCAAAUGUAUCGUUUUCAAAGAAUAAGAAGGAUUUGUUCCAAGAGAAAUCUGAGAAAGAUUAUGUCCCAACUAAACCUAGGAAGGGGAAGAAAGUUAGCAACCCAAACAUGGAUGAUUACUCUAAUUUCUUGAAGCACAAAGAGCUGAAUACUUCAGAUCAUAGGAACCCAAACCCUUGAAGUGUGUCUUUUAAAAAGAAGUCCAGAAAUGAUGAGAUGAGAGAAGGCUCUGGCAAGAGGCACAAGACUCCUACUCACAUUGAUAUGGAAAAGAAGGAUAUGAGGAAGUUGCUAGGAAAAGAUCCUAAGAUAAAGAACCAAGACAACCAAAACAGCAGGAACGACUUUACCGUCUACACUUCUAACACAGGUGGACCAAGUAUUCAUAAGGAAGAGUUUACAAAUGAUUUUAUUAAUCAAAUUAGAGUCAAAGAUUAUGUUCAAAUGGGCAGAGGAGAGCAUCAUGUGCCUUCAGUAUCCUCAUGAUCUAAUAAGAAGACACUUGAUAGACUGUCCUCGGAUGAUGUAGCCGGCAAUAUUCCAAAUGAAAUGAAUGACUUUAAUUUCUAUACUCCGAACAAUCAGCAGAAUCUAGUCAACAAUUCUGCUGGAAACAAGAUGUACUUGGUAAACAAGCAUCCUUUGUCUGGCAGCUCUGGGUAUUCAAGAGCUUUUGAAAAUGAUUCUUCCAUGAACUUUGUGAAAAAGAGCAAAUCUAGAAUUGAUGGUACAACAGAGCCAGGCUAUAGCUCCAGACUUAAGAGUGUGGGGUAUCAUCAAAAGAGCAAUGUGAAUAAGAGUUCGUCUUUUAGGAACCUGAAAUAUUCUCAUCGUUCAAAUUCAAACACUAGAAAGCAAUAUUUGAAUGGAGAUAAGAGUGGUUCAAAAAGAGCAAACAAAACAAAGAGUGCCCUAUCAACAUACAUGGCUUAUAAGCAAGGAAUGAAAAAGAAGAAGAGUAAGAAGAAGACAAAGAAGGUAGUGAACCAGAACUCAAAUAACUUCUUUACAAAUAAGAAGAACUCUGUUGAUUCUGUCGCUACCUCCAUCAACGCCCCAUACCUAUCACCUUUCUUCAGCUCAAGAGAUGGGAGGCCUUCAACAAUUAUGAAGAACCAGGACCCUAACAAUAUGCAUAUUGACAUGAACUCAGCCAUUAAUUUGCUGCAGUACAACAAUAUGGUCACUGUAGAUUCCAUGAAAUCCAAGAAAUCAAAAAAGGUUAUUUCCUUGAAAGACAGAGUGGCCAAAAAUAAAAAGAAGGACUCUAAUCAUAGGAAUUCAGGCAAAAAUGAUUCUUCAAGUGUGGGUAACAGAAUCACUGAUAAAUAUAACCAAGAAAUGAAUAACUAUAAUCACCUCAAGGGACUUAACUCUAACAACUCUUUUGGGCCUGAAGCUUACUUCGGAGCAGAUCUCCUGCAGAGAAACAAGAUGGGAGGCCACUUUUUCACGGAAGGAACACCUUCUGUAAAUGAGUCUCAUUCGAAGGAUUACCAGAAAAGUCGGAACUUGAAACAAGGGGUGCAUAAGACAUACAAUAAGAUGUACUCUUCCAACCAGGCUAGAAGUCCAGGGAAGUUGACAAACAGGAAAACCAAUUCGAAACUCCAUCCUUCUUAUUCCUAAUUAGUCUAUAUUUAUUGAAUUCAGCACGAA
Moneuplotes crassus is the source of this 3790-nucleotide messenger RNA. Lineage: Eukaryota; Ciliophora; Spirotrichea; Euplotida; Euplotidae. The record is from the annotation of a GenBank genome assembly.